Spirometra erinaceieuropaei is the source of this 2415-nucleotide messenger RNA. The record is from the annotation of a GenBank genome assembly. NCBI's taxonomy places the organism in Eukaryota, Metazoa, Platyhelminthes, Cestoda, Diphyllobothriidea, Diphyllobothriidae.
AUGGAUACGAUGCUGACAAAUGUUCCCGGGACUAUUGCAUACCUGGACGACAUUUUGGUUGUCGGUAGCUCAGAGGAAGAGCUGACUCAAAGGCUGGACCAGGUCGUGGAUAAUCUGAUCGACUACGGUCUUAAGAUCAAUAUGGAGAAAAGUGAAUUUUUGCGGAAGGAGAUCCACUAUCUCGGAUUCAUAGUCAACGAGAAUGGGCGUGCCCCUGACCCAGAGAGAGUGAAGGCAUUCCAGAAAAUGAAAGUGCCGAAGAACACGAAGGAGCUGCAAUCGUUUUUGGGGUUGGUCAGCUACUACGGCCCCUUCAUCACUGGGUUACACAAUUUAAAACCUCCACUCAGCCGACUUCUGUGCAAGGACGUGGACUUUGUUUGGUCUCCAGAAUGUCAAAAGGCAUUUGAUGCCAUAAAGACAAAGAUAUGCGACUCGACUAUGCUAUCGCACUUCGAGGCUGACAAAGAGACCAUUGUCCAGGCAGACGCCUCUGAUUACGGGUUAGGUGGAGUGCUCCUUCAGAAGGACGCAGAUGGGAGAGUCCAACCAAUCAUGCAUUCCGCCAGAUCACUGACGAAGGCAGAACGGAAUUAUAGCCAAAUCGAAAAGGAGGCACUGGCUAUUAUCUUCGCCGUACAGAGAUUUCAUCUGUUCAUUUAUGGCAGACCCUUCACACUGCACACUGAUCAUCAACCACUGAAGUUCCUUUUGGGUACUAACCGUGGUGUUCCCCAGAACGUAGCUAGGAGAAUACAACGCUGGAGUACUAUUCUUCAAAACUAUGACUUUAAGAUCCAAUAUGUGCCCACCCAGAAGUUUGGAGCUCCAGAUGCCUUAUCACGACUGAGUGCAGGCAACGAAAAUCAAGAAGACGUGGUUGUCGCCAGCACACUAAUACAAGAUGAUGAUGAGUUAAGAGGUGUCAUCCGGCAGUUGCCGCUAACAGCCGAACACAUCAGGGCCGCAACUGCAGCAGACCCCUUUUUGCGCCAGGUGAAACGGUUUAUUCGGAACGGUUGGCCCAGCGACGACAAGGUACAUCCAUCAAUAAAGCCUUUCAGGAACAGAAAGGAACAGUUGUAUAUCACAGACGACUGCAUAAUGUGCGAUGGUAAAGUGGUGAUCCCAGCCAGAUAUCAGCAACAAGUUUUGCGGGAGCUCCAUGCCGGACAUCAGGGCAUGACCCGCAUGAAACAACUGGCCCGCAAGUACGUAUAUUGGCCGGGAAUUGAUAAAGACGUGGAAUCUUUCGUUCGAAGCUGCGGUCCGUGUGGACGUGAGGCUAAGAACCCACCGAGAGUACCGCCCGUGCCAUGGCCAGAGGUAACGAGACCUUGGAGUAGAGUCCAUAUGGACUUCGCGGGUCCGUUUUUCAACCGAAUGUUUCUAAUAGUUGUCGAUGCAUGGUCCAAGUGGUUAGAAGUUUUCGACGCCUCGGCAGCUACCGCUGAUAUCACGGCAAGGAAGACGGAAGAACUAAUAGCUAGAUACGGCAUCCCCACGGAGAUUGUGACGGAUAACGGCACUCAGUUUACGUCAUCAAUUUUCCAACAACUGUGUCAGAAAUGGGGAAUUCGACAUGUGACGUCACCACCAUUCCAUCCACAAUCGAAUGACCAGGCAGAACUUUUCGUCGACACGUUCAAGAGGGCAAUGAAGAAGAUGUGGAGCACUGGCGUCAAACUGGAGUAUCUCAACACAUUCCUUUUUGCCUAUCGAACAACUCCAAAAAGUGAUCUUGGGGGUCAGACACCAGCCGAACCGUUUUUGGGACGACAGCCGGAUACGCGACUACAGUACCUACAACCGGCAGCUCGAGUUCCACAAACAACAAAACAUUACUUUCGCGAGGGAGAGGAAGUGUUUGCCCGAAACUACAAAACUGGAGAGAAGCCCUGGAUAGAGGGUAUAAUAAGAAAAUCCAGAGGUGUUGUGUUUGAGGUAGAGACAGCAGCCGGGAAAAUAAAGAGGCAUGCUAAUCAGCUCAGGGCCAGACACACCAGAGACAGUCAAAUGGCACUCGACCUGCUGUGCGAUACCUUUGAGGUUCCAACCCCCAGGGUAGACAGUCAGACAACAACACCCGUCGUUCGUAGAAGUAGCAGAAGAACGAAACCGCCAAGGAAACUGGUCAUGGACCCGAAGAAGAAGAGGUACGAGGUCCACCUUUCAAAAGCGGGAGGUGUUAUGGAGAGUACAAGCAGCGUAGGGCCACGGCCUAAGGCGCUGAACAGGGGACCAAGCCGGCGGCAUGAGACACGCGUGAAGUUAGACGGUCGACCGGCAUGCACUGCAGCGCCGAGCACGUGUGGUGGCUUUGCACGUGCGCGGCCCAAUCGAUCGCUGGUCGAACAUUCAAGACGUUACCACCGGGGGGCUAUCGCGCAUACGCCAUUGGUCGGAAUGUUCUAG